AUAAAUAUAUAACAACAAACCCUAGUGCAUACAUUGAAGAGCGGUGUCACUCAUAACAUAAAUAUUGUUGACCUUUUGUCACGAUGAAGUGGGAAAAUUCGAACUGAAUCCGCGAGAAGCUGUAUCCAUGAGGCACAAUGAGCUGCUUGGUGUUACGGUUGCACAGUCUGGACCUCCGCAGGUCUGUCUUGCCCCUGUAUUCCUCCCUCACACUGCGAUCCUUCAGCUCUGGAGCUCUCAGCCGCAGCUUGAGAGAGAGUUACCGUCUCCUGCAACUGCCAGAUGAUGGAGCCAGUGGCCCUGCAGAGGUCAAAGAGGCUUACCUCCGCAUGGCCAAACUCUACCAUCCCGAUUCCGGUGCUCCCACAGCAGACGCGGACCUGUUUUCCCAGAUUGAGGAGGCCUAUCGGGCUGUGCUCGCCCACCUCGCUCGGCAGAAGUCAGCUUCACAGUACACCCAAUCUAUGGAGGAAGACGAGGACGAGAAAGUGAAAGGUAAUGCUCCUCAACACAGACAAUACCUGAGUUUUGAAGGCGUUGGUUCUGGAACUCCUAGUCAGAGAGAACGACAAUACAGACAAUUUCGAGUUGAUCGUGCUACCGAUCAGGUCUUGGAGUAUCGACGCAAGGAGAUGGAGAAGGCAGCCGCAGAAGAAGGAGCAAUGGUGGCCCGGGAUGCACGUUUGCGCAGUAAGAAGAUUAAAAUCACUCAAGCGGUGGAAAGGCUGGUUGAGGAUCUCAUCCAGGAAUCAAUGGCUCGUGGAGACUUUCAGAACCUCAGCGGCACUGGUAAACCGCUCAAUAAGUUUGAUUACAACCCAUACAUGGAUCCAAUGACGCACAACCUCAACAGAAUCCUCAUCGACAACGGUUACCAGCCUGAAUGGAUUGUGGCACAGAAGGAGAUCAGGGAAAGCAUCUGUAAAAUGAGGGAGAGGUUGCAGGAGGUCAGGGCUAGGUUAGGGGAACCCAUGAGACACUCAGAAAGCCUCCAGUGGAAGGAGCAUUGCGCUGUGUUUGCUGAGGAACUGGCGAAACUCAAUAAGAAAGUGGACAAUUUUAAUCUGAUAGUGCCUCUUUUGAGCAGGCAGAUGGUGCAUUAUAGUCUGACGAGAGAGCUGGAGAAGAUACUGAAAACCGAUCUGCUGCUCAGGCAGGAGAAGGAGAGAGAAAAAGAAAGGAAUGAAAAGGAGCAGAUGGAGACGACGGAAAUGUCUCAGCACACCAGACAAGGACUCAUCGCAUGGAUGCAGAAUCUGCUGAAAUGAGGUUGUGUGUUGUUGCUAUAACUGUCAUACAGUGUGGAAUAGUUAUUGUCUUGUUUAAUUGAACAAUUGAAGAUUAAUAACAAUAAAUACUAUCAUGGUGAUAUAAA
This is a messenger RNA of Danio rerio (zebrafish), 1375 nucleotides long. It is a transcript of the gene dnajc28, whose product is annotated as DnaJ (Hsp40) homolog, subfamily C, member 28. The record is from RefSeq and is marked provisional. NCBI's taxonomy places the organism in Eukaryota, Metazoa, Chordata, Actinopteri, Cypriniformes, Danionidae.